This is a messenger RNA of Triticum aestivum (bread wheat), 1115 nucleotides long. Its product is annotated as CEN-like protein 2. Lineage: Eukaryota; Viridiplantae; Streptophyta; Magnoliopsida; Poales; Poaceae. Bases 152 to 673 code for a protein of 173 amino acids. The transcript has 4 exons. The record is from RefSeq and is a predicted model, not a curated record.
AAGAAGCAGCGUUCUUGCCACUAUAAAUAGACACUCAUACUCUAGCAUUGCCCAAUAAGCAGCUCAAGGCACAUCGAAGUAUAUUAGCUUCGCAACAACCAGACAGAGCAUUUACCGUGCAAGACCAAAAUACCUCCCUCCCCUUGCAACCAUGUCUAGGUCUGUGGAACCUCUUAUUGUGGGGCGGGUGAUUGGAGAAGUUCUUGAUACAUUUAACCCAUGUGUGAAGAUGGUAACGACCUAUAACUCCAACAAGCUUGUCUUCAAUGGCCAUGAGCUCUACCCAUCAGCGGUUGUAUCUAAACCACGAGUAGAGGUCCAAGGGGGUGACUUGCGAUCCUUGUUCACACUGGUUAUGACAGACCCUGAUGUGCCAGGGCCAAGUGAUCCAUAUCUAAGGGAGCACCUUCACUGGAUUGUUACUGAUAUACCUGGGACAACAGAUGCUUCUUUUGGACGGGAAGUCAUAAGCUAUGAGAGCCCAAAACCCAACAUAGGCAUCCACAGGUUCAUUUUUGUGCUCUUCAAGCAGAAGCGAAGGCAGACUGUAACUGUGCCUUCCUUCAGGGAUCAUUUCAACACCCGUCAGUUUGCUGCGGAGAAUGACCUCGGCCUCCCUGUGGCAGCUGUCUACUUCAACUGUCAGAGGGAGACUGCUGCCAGGAGGCGCUGAAAAUCCAGCUCUCGUUCUCCCAGUUAUGACAAAUAAAGGCCUAUGGAGUUCCAAUCUUCUUUUCGAAGUGGAUACUCGUCUGCUACAUUACUUGCUCGUGAACCAAUGCUUCCUUGCCACAUUACUUGCUCAUGGAUCUACAAAUAAAUCAAAUGCAUUUUGCAGAUUGUAUUAGAAUUAGAUUGUUUUGUAAGCAGUAAGAUUGAUAAUCAUGUUGACAAAUGCCAGUGCAGCAAGUGGUCCAUGUUUGUGGUUCCAAGUCGUGCAUUAGCCAGUUAUCACGAAAUCCAGGGUCAAGUAGACAAUCCUAACUGGCAAAAAGGCUUUAUCUACUGUAUGUCGCAUGCUGGUUCCAUGUUAUGUGCACCUUUUCGGCUUUUCUGACAAGCAAUCUCCUGUAACAGAACUUUGUUAGAUAUUGUUGUGUCACCUCAUAGAACAA